GGACUUUCGUUGUCCUUAUAACUCUCUUUUCUCUUCCAUUUCUCUCUCUAAAACAAACUAGUCUCUGCACCUUCAAAAUUAAAAUUAGGGUUUCUUUUUCAUUUCCAUUUUUUAAUUCUUUAAUCGAACAUGGUCAUUUGAUUGAAAUCAAGAAUUAUAUAAAAUUUAUUUCGUUCUGGAUUUAAGGGUUUCUUUUUCUUGAAGAAUUGAAAGGGAAUUUUUCAUUUCAUUUCAUUUUUUUUUCUGGAUCGGUUGGUGGUGGGAUUGAAGAUCUGAAACGGGGAUUUGAUUUCAACGAAAUUUGUGGUAAGGAUUCUUUUUUAGUUGAUUUCUGAAGAAAAAAAGGUUGAAUUUUUUUUUUGAAUGGCUUCAAAUGGAUCUUCUUCAUAUUGGUGUUAUAGAUGUAGUAGAUUUGUAAGGGUAUGGAUUAGAGAAGUUGAUAGAAAUAUUGUUUGUCCUGAUUGUGAUGGUGGAUUUGUAGAAGAAGUUGAAAAUCCACCUCGAUCUACACAUACUGAAUCUCAAAGAAGAAGAAGAUUUCCUUCUGCUGCUAUGUAUAUGUUAGGUAAUCGAUCUAACAAUAAUAAUAAUAAUAAUUCAGAAGAGAACAGCAAUAAUAAUAAUACAAAUUCUGGGUCUGGGUUUCGUCGUAGUCGAAGAAACGGGGGAGAUCGUUCUCCGUUUAAUCCUGUAAUUGUUCUUAGAGGACCUUCUGAAGGGGGUGUUGCUACGGCUGCUGUUCCAGAAGGUGCUGUUGGUGGUGGUGUUAAUGGGGAAAGAGGAAGUUUUGAACUUUAUUAUGAUGAUGGUGCUGGUUCAGGUCUGCGACCAUUACCUGCAAGUAUGUCUGAUUUCUUGAUGGGAUCCGGGUUUGAUCGGCUUCUUGAUCAAUUAGCGCAGAUUGAAAUCAAUGGUGUAGGUCGUUGUGAUCAUCCACCAGCAUCAAAAGCAGCUGUUGAAUCUAUGCCAACUAUUGAAAUCAUUGAUAGUCAUGUUUCCACUGAAUCACACUGUGCAGUUUGUAAAGAGGCUUUCGAACUUGGAUCAGAAGCUCGAGAAAUGCCUUGUAAGCAUAUUUAUCAUACAGAUUGUAUACUUCCAUGGCUGUCUUUAAGAAAUUCUUGUCCUGUUUGCCGACAUGAGUUACCUACUGAUGCUCGUGGAAGGAGUUCGCCUGAAUCUGAUGUAAGUCAAGUUCAACAACAACAGGAACAAUCCCCUGUAGCAGCAACAAUUACUGAAGAAGAUACUGUUGGGCUUACAAUUUGGAGGCUUCCUGGCGGUGGGUUUGCUGUUGGUAGGUUUUCAGGUGGUAGACGUGCUGGGGAGCGUGAAUUUCCAGUUGUAUACACUGAAAUGGAUGGUGGUUUCAAUACAGCUGGUGCUCCUAGAAGAAUAUCAUGGACAUCAAGAGGUAGUAGGUCUAGAGAAAGUGGUGGAAUUGGAAGAGUUUUUCGAAAUAUCUUCUCAUUCUUUAGGAGGAAUUCGUCUUCUUCAUCAUCUAAUUCUAGUUCAGAAUCAGGAACUACACGUAGAAGUCGUUCCAAUUCAGUGUUCAAUAGAAAUUCAAGAAGGCAUAGCAGAGCUUGGGCUUUGGUUGAUAGUAGUACAAUUGCAAGAUGGUGAAAUUGAAAUAUGAAGCAAGAGCUUAUCUUGCUUUGUUAUUGGGGUUUUGCCAGUCUUAUUAUGAUCCUUAGUUAUUGUUAGUUUUUCCUCUAGAGAAGAAAAAAAGAUCUGUGUAAGUCAUUUUUUUUUUUUUCAAAAUUCACUGUAAAUAGCAGGCAGCGUUGAACCAGAAGAAGGAGAACAGUUUCCAGCUUAAAUUCCUAGUGUGAAGUUUUGGGGCCUCGGUUAUUAACCAGAUGAUUGUUGCUUCAGAAUUUGAAAUAAACAAGUAACUCAAAUUCAACUAAACAUGAAGUAGAUGAUUUGAAGUUAGCAAUGGAAUUGACUCGAAGCUAAGAAGAAGGUGAGAACCCUUUCAUUCAUGUACACAUCUCCACCUAUGAUGGCUUGGUGUUAGUGACCGACAAUGGUUCAAAUCAUCCAUUAGUAGUUUUUGUUAGAAAUACAUUUCUGUAUGAAUUCUUUUUUUUUUUUCCUUAAAUUUGUAAUCUGUUUGUAGCUUCGAUUGGUUUAAUAUUCAGUACUACCUUUUGAGAAUU
Messenger RNA from Papaver somniferum (opium poppy), 2165 nucleotides. Its product is annotated as E3 ubiquitin-protein ligase RDUF1-like. The coding region runs from base 364 to 1626 and encodes 420 amino acids. Gene Ontology annotation, biological process: protein ubiquitination. The transcript has a single exon. NCBI's taxonomy places the organism in Eukaryota, Viridiplantae, Streptophyta, Magnoliopsida, Ranunculales, Papaveraceae. The record is from RefSeq and is a predicted model, not a curated record. Gene Ontology annotation, molecular function: ubiquitin protein ligase activity. Gene Ontology annotation, cellular component: cytoplasm.